GCACUCCCCAAGACACAUCAAUAUCACCAUGAACACCUCCACAUUCACGUGUGUUCCGCUUCGCAGCGGCGCCUGCUGCCUGCCGCGCCUUCCGGCUCCCUCCGCCGGGUCCUCAAGCCGCCUGCUGCUGCGGCCGCUGCCUGGCUGCAACAGCAGCACCAGCAGCACCCGCGGCCGGGCCGUCGGUGUCGCGGCAAGCGCUGCGGCUCGGCCCGGGUCGGCUGCCGAGCGCAAGCAGGAGCUGCCGCUUGCGUCGUCGUCGCCUCGGCCGACCGACACUGCGGCGCUGGGCGCCCGCAUUGCGACCACCGCGGCCGCUGCCAUGAUUCUGGCGGCCGCCGCCACCGCGCUGCCCGGCCCCGCCGCCGCCUUCGACCUGGCCGCCUGGCUCCAAGCCGCCUCCACCCGCAACGCCGUCAAGACCGCCGCCACCACCACCACCACCAACCCCAGCAGCCAGAGCGCGCCGCCGCCGGCUGCAUCCCCCGUGUCGGCACCGCCGGCCAACGCCGCCGCCUCCCCCACGACCGCCGCCCCCCAGGCCUCCUCCACCAAGCCCAUUGACGUGCCGUCCACCUCUGACCUGCUGAGCGCCGUCGCCGAGCCCGCGCCCAUCAAGGCCGGCCCCGGCGGACCCAAGAAGGGCCCGAUCGAGAAGGCGGCCGCCGCGGAGGCGGCGGCCGAGUCUGACCCCGCCAUCCCGGCCGUGGGCAAGCCCGUCGCCCUGGCGCCGCUACAGCCGUCCUCGGCCGCUGCUGCUACAGCCGCCGUGCCGGUGGCGGAGGUGGCCCUGUUCCCGGACUGGCUGGUGAUGAAGUUUCCUCCGUCGGUGCCGCCGCCGCCGCCGGCUGACGCGGCGACGCCGCUGACGCCGUACGCGCCGGGCGCCGGCAAGCCCGCGACAGCCGCCUCUGAUGCGCUGUCUACAGCCAAGGCCGCACCCGCCGCCGCCGCCGACUCGGUCAAGCAGGCCGCCUCUGCCGCCGCCGACUCGGUCAAGCAGGCCGCCUCCGCCGCCGCCGCGAAGACCACCGCCGCCGCCGCCCAGACCAGCUCCCGCGUUUCUGAUGCCGCCGCCGACUCGGUCAAGCAGGCCGCCGCCGCCGCCUCCAAGACCGGCUCCCGCCUGUCUGAUGCCGCCGCCAACACCGCUGACGCCAUCAAAACCAAGGCCUCCGACGAGGCUGGGCGCGUGGUUGACGCCACGGCCGUCAAGGCCGGCCGCGCCGUCGACGCCGUGAAGCGAGGCCCUCUGGACAAGGUGAACGCCAACCCCGCCGCCUCCCCCACGACCGCCGCCCCCCCGGCCUCCUCCACCAAGCCCAUUGACGUGCCGUCCACCUCGGACCUUCUGAACGCCGUCGCCGAGCCCGCGCCCAUCAAGGCCGGCCCCGGCGGACCCAAGAAGGGCCCGAUCGAGAAGGCGGCCGCCGCUGAGGCGGCGGCCGAGUCUGACCCCGCCAUCCCGGCCGUGGGCAAGCCCGUCGCGCUGGUGCCGCCGGCGCCGCAGGAGUCGGGCGCAGCGGCCCCAGUCGCCGACAUCGCCGCUGCUGCCACAUCUGGCGCGGCUGCUCCGGCGGCACCCACGGCUUCCACCGCAGCCAAAGCCGCACCCGCCGCCGCCGCCGGCGCCGCCACCACCGCUGCCGACUCGGUCAAGCAGGCCGCCACCACUGCCGCCGACUCGGUCAAGCAGGCUGCCUCCGCCGCCGCCGCGAAGACCACCGCCGCCGCCACCCAGACCAGCUCACGCGUUUCCGAUGCCGCCGCCGACUCGGUCAAGCAGGCCGCCGCCGCUGCCGCCCAGACCGGCUCCCGCCUGUCUGAUGCCGCCGCCAACACCGCUGACGCCAUCAAAACCAAGGCCUCCGACGAGGCUGGGCGCGUGGUUGACGCCACGGCCACCAAGGCCGGCCGCGCCGUCGACGCCGUGAAGCGAGGCCCUCUGGACAAGGUGAACGCCAACGCCGCCGCCUCCCCCACGACCGCCGCCCCCCCUGCCUCCUCCACCAAGCCCAUUGACGUGCCGUCCACCUCCGACCUGCUGAGCGCCGUCGCCGAGCCCGCGCCCAUUAAGGCCGGCCCCGGCGGCCCCAAGAAGGGCCCGAUCGAGAAGGCGGCCGCCGCGGAGGCCAAGUCCGAGAAGGAGGUUCCGAGCCUGCGUCAGGCGGCAAUCGAUGCGGGCAGCGCCGGCGGCGGCGCGGCCGCGGCGAAGUAAGCGCGCAAGGACGGCGGGCGUGGCUGCUGCGGCGGCGGCGCGGAAACGGAGGAGUCUCCCAACCCGUGCACCUGCCCUCCCUCCUCCUGAGGGCCGAGCGAUCAGGCAGCAGCCGACACGCCACCACCGCCACCGCCACCACUGCUGCUCGCUGCCGGCGGCGGUGACUUAAGGUUGGCCUACCGUAUCGAGCUCUGAUCCGUCUGGAACGGUGGAUAGCGAUGACCGGGUAUGCAGUUUUGUAUGGUAGUUCGCGUCCGGACGUGGCGGCUGUGUCUUUCCCUGAAUCCAUACAUGCAUGAGAGUACUGAGACGCAUUAUCCUGGUGCCGUAAUAGUUGUAUCGGUGGAGGACGGCCAAGAUUUUUGAAGACGCCAGCAGGGGAGUAGAGAGAGUCAGCUCGGAAUGCUGCAUGUGGCAUGCGGCGGGGGCGGGGGCGACUAUUUGUGUUGAUUGGCGACGUCGCGUGUUGUCAAGGCGCAUCAGCAUGAUGACCAUGGUUGAUUGAUUGAUGGGCGGCAAGAAGACGGGCAACUCGCAGACAGCAGUGGCGAGCGAGGGAGAUAUAGACGGGGGACGUACCGGGUCACCGGCGCGCAUACACAUACAAGCAAGCACACGCAUGAGUGCCGACGUACCCUAGCACGACGGUGUUGCGGCUGGUGUGGUCUGCAUUGUUACGUGUUGAUACCAUGUGUGUUCGGACCGAUUUCAUGUGGUCGAGUGUAUCGUACUGUAUGAAGGGGGUUAGGGCAGCGGAGGCGGGUUAAGGAAAGCUGCUCUUCUGAUCUUGUCUCGACUCGCGUCGUGUCCAACCCACAAACACGCCAGCCAGGACAUUCACUUUGCAACAGCAUACAGCAUCCGCGGCAAGAGCAUACGUUGAUGAGUGGGUUACUGACGAAGCACCGCCUGACAGGGUGGGGCAGACGGAGGGCAGAGCGAGGCAGCAGGCUCUCCGUAAGGGAGGCGGUCAGGCCUGCGGGCUCCCCAUUGACCCAUACCGUACUCAUGAAUUC
Molecule: messenger RNA, 3237 nt
Organism: Chlamydomonas reinhardtii
Lineage: Eukaryota; Viridiplantae; Chlorophyta; Chlorophyceae; Chlamydomonadales; Chlamydomonadaceae
Exons: 4
Coding region: 29-2218 (729 amino acids)
Source: RefSeq, a predicted model, not a curated record